Salpingoeca rosetta is the source of this 1334-nucleotide messenger RNA. RefSeq lists its product as uncharacterized. Lineage: Eukaryota; Choanoflagellata; Craspedida; Salpingoecidae. Gene Ontology annotation, biological process: regulation of DNA damage checkpoint. The transcript is spliced from 5 exons. The record is from RefSeq and is a predicted model, not a curated record. The coding region runs from base 71 to 1294 and encodes 407 amino acids. Gene Ontology annotation, cellular component: nucleus. Gene Ontology annotation, molecular function: DNA binding.
UUAAACACGACUUGUGUGUGAACACGCUGCUCCCAUAUCCAACCACUGAACACACGCGCGCGCACAAAGCAUGGGCGGCGAGCAGGAGAGCGGCGUGUCGGAGUACGAGCGCCUACGCCAGGAGAACAUCCGGCGCAACUUGGAGAAGCUGCAGGCCCUCGACCUGCUCUCGUCGCCCUCGCUCACGACAGGCUCCGCCAGUGCUUCCACCACAACGACAGCAAGCACAACAGGGUCCUCGUCGUCGUCGCAGCAGAAAGAAGCGGGUAAGAAGCCGCCAGCCCCACAGCUACCACGACGCCGCUCCCAGCGACUGGCACAGCUCAAGCACCGGCCCAGCCUCAAGGAGCCAUCUGUUCCUCGGGCGCCGACGUCGUCCAAGCGCCGCCACGAGCAGGCAGACAACAGCGCCGAGGAUGCAGAUGCACAGGCCAAGUUCUGGUCAAAGCGGCCGCCCCACUACACAUCCGACGACGCCAGCGCCACUGCCAAGACUGAGCAGCAAGCACGGAGUGCAGCACACAGCGCCAUCGCCAACGCCAAGUAUGGGCGGGUGUCCUGUAAGCAGUUACGCGCCAACGUGGAGCGCAUGGUCUUGCAGCAUCUCGGUCGCUCCAUUCCACGCAUCGGCGGACAGGUGAAGCGGGCUGUAAUGGAGCUUGCCGCUGCUCCGCACAGCGUCACCUUCAACCGCAUGAGCGGCAUCCAGGAAUGGGCAAACGCCGUCUUCCUCUUUGUCAACAUCAACCCCUCAGGGUACGACAACGUGUUUCUCGACGGCGGCCGGAUGCUUACGUGGUUCGCACAACCAACCCAGAAGCCAACGACGCCCGUGAUUGUGAAGCUGCUGCAGUAUGGCCAGAUGCCCAUUCUCCCGCCCAAUGGUCCCGUUUUCGCUACUGAGAAGCAAGGCAACACAGCAACUCAAGCGACAGUCACAACGAAUGCUGAGGUACUCAGCUCACUGCCACACAACAGCCACGAUUGCGCCAGCAGCACAGCAGAUGCUGAUUACGACACUGCCUACGAACACACAUACGACGACGGGAACGACCACCACCGCCAGAUUGAUUACCGGCAUUAUGAAGUAGAUGGUGAUGUUGUUCGGAGUUUGGUUGACGAGUGUGUGCUGCUGUUCUGCCGGCUGCCUGGCCAGGACUACGUGUGCCUUGGACGCCUUCGAUGCGAGAAGACAGAUCUGGAUGCCCGGCCAAUGCGUUUCCUUUGGCGCUUAAUCGACCAUGGUCACCUUCUCAGGUCCCCUUCCUUUCUUCAGAUGCUUCCAGCACCGUGACGCUCGUGCGUGUGUCUGUCUGUCUGUCUGUCUGUCUGUC